Messenger RNA from Sparassis crispa, 681 nucleotides. Its product is annotated as Protein kti12. Lineage: Eukaryota; Fungi; Basidiomycota; Agaricomycetes; Polyporales; Sparassidaceae. The record is from RefSeq and is a predicted model, not a curated record. Bases 1 to 681 code for a protein of 226 amino acids. The transcript has 4 exons.
AUGCAGCGACAGAUGGGUCAGGACACCAUCCUCAUAGUCGAUUCAUUGAACUACAUCAAGGGAUUCCGCUACCAGAUGUACUGCGCCGCGCGCGAGCAGAAAGUGCGAGUGUGCACUAUGUACGUCGUGGCCCCACCCGAGCUUUGCACCAAGUGGAACGCCGCGCGGCCGGAAGGAGAGCAGUAUGCACCUGAAACGCUGGAGAACCUCCUGAAACGAUACGAAGAGCCCUCAUCGAUGGUCCGAUGGGACUCCCCGCUCUUCACCGUACUAUGGACAGACGCCGACGUGCCUGCUGACAAUAUCUGGAAGGCAGUGAUGGAGGGAGCAGUGAAGCCACCCAACGCAGGUACCCAAGCGGUCCCGAAAGCGCCCACCGACGCCCUGCGCGCGCUAGAAAGCACGACCACCAGUGUAGUAGCGGCUAUCAUGGCGGAGCAGAGUAGCGGUAGCACAGGCGGCACCAUAGUACUCUCGCUGAGCACCUCGCUGAAGCCGCGCGUCACGCUCCCGCCGCGCAGCGUGACGCUGUCCGAGCUGCAGCGGCUGAAGCGUCAGUUCGUGACGGUACACAAGAAAGCGAUCACGCUCGGGACGACGGAGAAGGGCGCGGUGGAUUGGAGCGAGGAGAGCGUGGCAGAAAAUUUUGCGGCGUAUAUCGAGGCGAACUUGAGACCGUGA